Messenger RNA from Fraxinus pennsylvanica, 1956 nucleotides. NCBI's taxonomy places the organism in Eukaryota, Viridiplantae, Streptophyta, Magnoliopsida, Lamiales, Oleaceae. The record is from the annotation of a GenBank genome assembly.
AUGGCCGCCGUUGCUCCACCGGCUGAUCAAGCUGCAGAUUUGCUGCAGAAGUUGUCUUUGGGCACUCAGACGAAGGCUAUUGAAAUUCCGGAGAAUACCAAAAAUUCUUCUGUAGAUUCUGUUACCAACAUUCAGAGUCAGUUAGGUGAUCGGUCAGUGACACCCACGUUGCCAGAUUUUAUGGAUCAGACUAUGUGUUACCUCCGAAAUGGUUACCCUUCAAAUGCAUAUUAUUAUGGGGCUUAUGAUGGUAACGGUACUGAAUGGGAGGACUACACUGGAUACAUGAAUCUGGAUGGAGUAGAGAUGGCCCCGGGAGUUUAUGGGGACAUUGGAUCGCUCGUGUAUCACCACGGCUAUGCUUUGUGGAGCUCAACACUACCAUUACCCUACUCCCUACUUCCAGUCUAUGACACCAACAAAUGGACACUCUACUCCAGCCGCCCCUGUCAAAGCAUCGUAAAGGGAAAUAAUGGUUCAACAACUGCAAGACCAACUUACCAAAGUUCAUCGUUUAAUGCCACUGGCUCUUAUGGAAGGGGUGUCUUUUCUGGAGGGAUUCCCGCUUCUGGUUAUCGGGACCCAAGAUUUGGAAUUGAUGGUUUUCUGUCACUGGUUCCAUGGUUAGAUAGCCCGUAUUUUUCAGAUGGACAGCCAAGGGCGGUGACUAGUUCUUCCAUGACUUCAUCCAUUUCCAAUGUAAAUGGCAAUUCCUUCUCGAGGAAUCAGAAUUACCGCCCUCACCUAAUGGGUUUGCAUCAUCCAAGGCCUAUGUCACAUAUGAAUACAACUAAUGGUUAUGCUGAUAGAAUGUAUCCAAACAAAGUGUAUAGUCAGUAUGACAAUGCUUAUAGAUCUGGUCUAGCGUAUGGAUCUAAUGGAUAUGAUUCACGAACAAAUUAUUGCAGCUGGAUGGCUGUUGAUGGCAAAAACAAACCCAGGGGAAGAGGAAACGGGUUCUACAAUUACAGUAAUGAGAGUGUUGAUGGUUUAAAUGAGUUGAACAGGGGACCAAGAGGCAAAAGCUCCAAGAAUCAGAAAGGUUUUACACCAGUGGCUCUGGUCUUUAGAGGGCAAAACAUCCCAUCUAAUGGAGCAGCAGAGAGCGAGAAAGAGAAAAGUGCAACUCGGGAUCAUGAGCAAUACAACCAACUGGAUUUCCCUGAUAAUUAUAGUGAUGCAAAAUUUUACAUUAUGAAGUCAUACAGCGAGGACGAUGUCCACAAGAGCAUCAAAUAUAAUACAUGGGCAAGCACACCUAAUGGUAACAAGAAGCUGGAUAUAGCUUAUGAGGAUGCUCAGCAAAAGUCUGUAGACUGCCCUGUUUUCCUUUUCUUCUCAGUGAAUACCAGUGGGCAAUUUGUUGGUGUAGCAGAGAUGACGGGGCCUGUUGAUUUUGACAAGAAUGUUGAGUACUGGCAGCAGGACAAGUGGAUAGGUUGUUUCCCUGUCAAGUGGCACAUUGUGAAGGAUGUACCCAACAGCUUGUUGAAGCACAUCAUCCUAGAAAACAAUGAGAACAAACCCGUAACUAAUAGUAGGGACACACAAGAGGUUAAACUGGACCAGGGUCUUGAGAUGCUCAAAAUAUUCAAAGAUCAUGCCAGCAAACAAAGUGUCUUGGAUGAUUUUGAUUUCUAUGAGGAUCGGCAGAAAAGAAUUCAGGAUAAGAAAGCCAAGCAACAACAAUUUCUGAAGCAGACAAAGCAAUGGGAAGGAAAACCCAGUGAAGAGAAGAGCAAAGAAGGUAAAAAUGAGGUUCUUAAAUCUCAGAAGUCAUUAGAAGUUGCCUCGGAUUUGAUGAAGGAAGAUACACCAGCUGUUGUUUCUAAUGGGGAUAGCAAGCCUUCAGAAAAUGGUUAUUUAUCUACAUCUGGAGAGCUGCCGAAGUAUUUGAAACCUGUUGCAUUUCCAAAGGAGAAGAUUAUGACUAAUGGGGUUGCAAAUGGUUGCUAG